AAUUUACCCGGAACUUGAGCGCUGGUCAGUACUAAUCUAUCCGGAACACACAUAUGCAGCAAUGCUAUACGAAGCACGAUCAGAAUGUACAAUUGGUAUACUCUCUGCCUCCUAAUAAUAAUUACUGAACCCCUGUAACAUCAACUUGUUUGUCAGUAGCUUGCCUCGAUUUAAAAAACUGAUCAGUUGAGAUACUUAAACACUAUAUGCAGGUGAUAAUAUAUACUGUAAUAUUGCAGAAUGUCGGAAAUAAAACUGAAACGUGUCCCUUUAAUAGCAUUAACAAGAUAUGAAGAUAAGAAUUUUUAAAAUUGAUUAACGUCAAUAAAGUAUUUUUCUACAAAUUAUCUACAAUCUGGUAUCUCAACAAAAAUGAAAACGCUGAAAAAUAAAAUCUGAAAUAGAAAUUUCAAAAUACACAUUUAUUUUCAUCAUAUUUAUUGUAUCUAUGUAUCAACUGCACAUUAUAUAUAUUUAUGUAUGUUAAAAACACAUGUAUAUACAUACACUUACAUGCUGGUUUAGAAAUCAGCAACGCCAUUUAGAUCUUAUCAAAGUGGGUAGGAUCGACGAUAAUUAGGACUUUGAGAAGCAUAUGACAACUUUCAAUGCGGUUCUCAGACAAAAUAAACUCUGACGAGACCAAGCUUACUUCAUAUUUACAUUUACUACUCCCUUUUAUUUGAAAAAUGAAAUAUCUUACCUAAAAUAAAAACGUCAUUGUAUCUAAGUUUGUACUAUGAUGUAAUAUGUUGAGUCGUGGAUAAAGAUAUAAUUCUGUAAAAAUUACAAGUAAAGGAUAAUAUAUCGUUUUAAAUGCCAAAAAUAGGUGUAUUUCGCUAAGCAUUUGCUAUUUUGACACCAACUGAUAACCGAAGAAAAAAGUCUAAUAAAUCAGUAGGUUGGCGAAUACAAACAGAGAGUCGUUUUUAAGAGACGUAAAAUAAACUACUGAUAAAAAUAAUCAAAGGACACAGAAAUAAUUCCUAAUUUGUUGAAAAGAAAUGCAUUGAAAUGAAAUUAUUCCUAAAAUGAAGUUGGAAACACUGUUUUAUAUUGUAUGGAUUUUUACCGAAACUUCCAUCGAAUCUUCGCAACCGAUUCUUCCCGAUCCGUUAAGUAAUGACAGCGCUUGUUAUGCCUCAGGAAUAACCAAUUAUUCCACUAUCAAUUCCCAGUGCGGUGCUCCUGACAGUGUAAUAGCGGUGUUAUCGGUACAGGCAGCCACCAAACCGACGUCACAGAACUGUUCUGAAGUCCUGUCCGCACCAGGUUAUAGCUUCUUCAGCAGGUGUUGUAUAGUGGAUAUAGACAUUGACUGUAAUGUGACUUACAACAACACAGCAAACCAAACUUAUACUUAUGCGAUACAGAAUGCCUGUACAGGAUACAAUAAAUGUCCGGCUCCGGUUCGUGUCCAGAGAAUGGAGGUAUCGGCGGUUUGUGAUAAUACUGUAUUCCCGUCCUAUAACAACUUCAUGGCAGUCGAUUAUUUCUGCAUUAAAAAGUGUAAGAUCAUGGAUAUGGGGUCAACCAGUAAAAGAAAGGAGGGAAAUCAUAGUGUAUAUUUGCAAUCUAAUGGAUAUCCUGGUGUCUUCCACCAUUUCAAUUUUGACGAAUGGUGUGAAAUUGAUGGCACGAACGCAAUGGAAACGGUGCAUGUUGUUUCAAUUGAUGUUCAGUUAUCUGGAUCCGCAACGAUUGCAUUCAAGGAUACUGAAACUUGUCGUGAUGUUAAGAAUAUCACACUCCUGAACAACAACAAGUACCAGAUAAAGAAGGUUUUCGAUCUGAAGAAUAAAUUUUUCAUUUCGUAUAAGGCAAAUACAAUGGGGAGAUUCUGGAUCGGUUUUGUGUCUCCCCAAAAGCUGACCAUUACGUGUGGUUUAACCAUCGGUGAGAAUUGCACAGUGGGACAUCUUCCAGACGAUAGUUCCAUGUCAACGGAGUCCAGUGCUCUAAGCUCAGAUAUAUUAGGAACAAACUCAUCGCCCUCACCCCCCUGGUGGAUUGCCGUAAUCGUAGCACUCCUUGUUGGUGUCGUGAUUGCAGUUGUUGUGUAUAAAAGACAGAAAAGAAAGCAGAAAGUGAGCGACGAGAACGGGAAUACAGAUACCGACCCUGGGGACAUCUUCGUCAUCACCCCGUCUGAGAGAAAUUUGAUCCCUCCAAGCAAGACUAAUAUUGAUAUCUUUAUUCCUGAAAAACGAAACAAUGCACUUCCGAAAUUAGACGAUUCCGCAGGGAACGAAAAUUUAUAUACGGAGAGGAAGAAAAAGAAAAAGAAAAGAAAAAAGAAAACAAAGCACAGAAAUGUAGAUGAUGAAAAUCACUCAAAGCAAGAAGACUGUUGAAUUAAAUCUAGAUAUGUUCAUAUAUAUCUCGAGUGAUGGAGUUCAAAUUCUAUAACAGAUAUAUUGAAUUCAUUCUGAGAGACUAUCAUUUUUAUUUGUGAAGUCUUCAUCACAGCGUAUUGAUAUCACAAAUCUAAAGGUAAACUAUCAACAACAGCUGAGACAUCAUUAAUCUGCAAAAUUUGAAGGAAAAAAUUAAAUGGUAGAAUCUGAUUUGUAUUUCUAGAUUUGAUGAACACAAAUGUAUUUUUAUUAACAACUUACUACAUAGGAAUCUGUGAACAAAACUAAACCCUUUCUCAAAUUGAAUGCUUUUUAUCAGCACGCACACGACGAUAACAGAGAAUUUGAUAAAUGUAUUAUUAAUUAAGUUAUCGAGUACAUUCUAUUGGUGAUAAGCCUAAGUGAAACCUAUUGAAAUGAAGUUCAGUGCAACAUGGAAAGUUGGUUUUAUUUAGCGUCUAUUACAGUUGUUUUAGCGGAUGUAACUCUGCCAGAAAGUUCGUACAAAAGUACCGCAUGCUCCACACCAUCGGGGUCCCCUGUUUCUCUAAACUGUAGUACGUCAUUAAAUGAUGCUGAUAUCAUAGCGAUAUCUUCAUUCAAAGCUAUAGCGAAGAAACAGAGCAGUGUGUGUCUCCGCAGUGGAGGCUGCUGUCAUCACAGCGAGACAGCGGACUGUGUUUUCCCGUACUAUAAUGUCCGAAAUCCAGCGGAGAGUUUUGAGUUGUAUCAGGAGUGCAUGGGACACGAAAGAAUGUGCCGUCAUCCAGUCAGAGUACCGCGGAUUCCUACUCCACAGGAAUGUCUUAACAUAAUGCUCUAUCCGUCAGAUAUUGAAUUUGUGGAAGUUCAAUAUUAUUGCAUAAAGCACGACAAAAUAACCAGUCUACGUCCAGGAAAACACUACACGGACCAGUAUCAGAUGGUGUAUUCUCAAACAACGGAUUAUCCUUUAUCAUCUGGAAGUUUGGAAGAAGUUUGGUGUGAAGUGUCGUCGACUGGUGCCAUUUUAAAACUUAUUGCUAUGGAUGUUCAACUGAAAAACAGUGAUAUUUUAUCAGUUAAAAACACCCGUACAUGUGCCAGUUUGUAUACAUUUCCCAGGUCAUAUACAAAUAAGUACAAGCUAAAAGACGUUGCAAACUUGACGAACAAUGUGUAUUUGCAUUAUAGAGGAUACGGAAGGUUUUGGGUUGGAUUUCUAUCAAGAAAUUAUAGGAUUUCAAUAAAUUGCGGAAUAUCUGUUGAUAACAGUUGUAAAAAGAGGGAUCUAUCUACCAUAUCAAGAUCUGAUCAGAAGGAAAAAGCAACAAAAGACGAAAAAAUUGACUUAUGGUGGAUUGCACUAAUCAUUGCGCUGAUUUUGGGCACUGUUAUUGCAGUGUAUUUCUAUAAGAGGCACAAGGAUGAACAAAAAAUAAAAGUGGAGAGCGGCGAUUUACAAUACCAGUAUCCCGACCCUGCCGACAUAUUCGCAGUUACCCCUGCUGAAACAAACUUAAUCGCCCCAAUCAAUUUGUUUGUACCCAAAGACCGAAAUAACGCACAAGCAAAAAUAAACAAAAAUAAAGAGAACGAGGCUGAUACCACUAAAACUGAUGAUGACGAACGAAAGAAACCGAGGAAGAGCAGAUCUGAAAACGGAGAACAAGCUAUCAUAUAGGAAAUAGAAACCCUAAUGAAAGAAAAAAUGGUUUAUAGAAAUUAAACAUUUUUAUUUUUCAUUGUGUUUUCCAUCGGAUGACAAAAGUAAUGAUUAAAAUAGCUUACUUUUCUUGACACUCA
Messenger RNA from Ostrea edulis (European flat oyster), 4142 nucleotides. RefSeq lists its product as uncharacterized. The coding region runs from base 1032 to 2354 and encodes 440 amino acids. Lineage: Eukaryota; Metazoa; Mollusca; Bivalvia; Ostreida; Ostreidae. The record is from RefSeq and is a predicted model, not a curated record. The transcript is spliced from 12 exons.